This is a messenger RNA of Lolium rigidum, 941 nucleotides long. RefSeq lists its product as uncharacterized. The record is from RefSeq and is a predicted model, not a curated record. Bases 217 to 798 code for a protein of 193 amino acids. The transcript is spliced from 2 exons. NCBI's taxonomy places the organism in Eukaryota, Viridiplantae, Streptophyta, Magnoliopsida, Poales, Poaceae.
UGGCUUUCACUUUUCGUCGUACAAGUCGACGGAGGCCUAUCUGGACGGGCAAGACGCCCGUUUACCCACGGAAGUCCACGGAGGCCUAUCUUCUUUCACUCCUUCCUUUCCUCCUUGCGUCUGCAUAUAUAGUUUGCCGUCGAAGCUCCGAACAUAAGAGAUAACCGUUGCUCACUUGCUCUCCCUAUUUGCUCCUGACUUCUGUUCUAUCCUGGAAUGGAUGAAGCUCGCAGCAUGGAUCUGUGCCAUGAGGCCGCAUGCUUUGAGCUACGAGAGGAUCACUCUGACGUGGCUUCUGCCUCAGGCACAUCUGGCGGGUCAGCGUGCUCAUUGGCAUCGAAUCUGAGUGAUGAUGCGAGUUAUUCUCCACCUGACGAUUCUUCGGGGUCGUCCUCAGCGUCAUCCAGCACCUUGCAUCUGGAAUCCGAGGGACCGCUCUGCGAUCUGUCUUCGCUGCUAGCCCAGCUUCCUGCCAGGAGAGGGCUGUCCAAGUACUACCAAGGAAAGUCCCAGUCCUUAACAUCAAUAUCUGGUGCUACAUGUCUUCAAGACCUUGGUAAAGAAGCAACUUACAGUAAGAGGAUGAAGACAUGCAAGAGCUAUAAAGCAGGAUUAGGGAUGAAUCAGCGGACGAAUCACUCACCGAGGAUAGGCAACAAGAUGAUAGGGAAGAGGCCUUCAAAAGGUUCAUUUGCUUGUCUGUUGUCCAGAGCAAACAGCACCAACCUCUUGUGCAGCAGUGCUAAUUUAGCUGCACAGCAGAAUGACAAAGAUGUACAAAUGCAUUUGAACUCUUAACAAAGUGAAACCGUGGAAAUAUAGAAAUAGAACGCCAAGUCUCCACUUCCCACAAACAUGCUGUACUUAUUGUACACUUUCAUAAUGUAAUUCAAACUAAUUUUCCUUCUGCGAUCAACCUAAUUUUUCUUUGUUUUAUUUUA